Salvelinus namaycush (lake trout) is the source of this 441-nucleotide messenger RNA. RefSeq lists its product as uncharacterized. The transcript has 4 exons. The record is from RefSeq and is a predicted model, not a curated record. Lineage: Eukaryota; Metazoa; Chordata; Actinopteri; Salmoniformes; Salmonidae. Bases 1 to 441 code for a protein of 146 amino acids. Gene Ontology annotation, molecular function: carbohydrate binding.
AUGGCAGAAAAGGACAACAAGAAAGAAAAUGAGGAAUAUGUCGGGACAAUAAGAGGUGGGCUACGGCCCACGAUGAGACUGGUUGUCGUGGGUAUUGUUAACAAGAAGCCACAGAGCAUGGUGGUGUCCCUGUCCAGGGAUCCAGUGGAAGAGGACUUUGAGGGAGACGUGGGUUUGCAGGUAAAGGUCAACUUCCUGGCUAAGGCUGUGCAGAGGAACGCCCGUCUGGCUGGGAACUGGGGGACGUCAGAGAACACCCUGUCAUACUUCCCCUUUGCUGCUGGGGAGCCCUUCAAGAUGGAGAUAGUUUGUGAACACCAGCAGUUCCGUAUCCUGGUGGAUGGCCAGCCUCUGUGUGGCUUCACUCAUCGUCUGACUCCGCUGGCCUCUCUCACCGCCCUGCGAGUCUUUGGAGACCUACGGCUCACUAAGGUAGCAUAA